AUGUCAAGCAAUAAACCUGACUUCAAGAUGUCAGAGGAAGAUGAUUCUUUUCUGAAUGUUAAAAGAUCUCUGAAAAAGAGAAUGGUGAAACACAGCACCCCAGUGGACUCGAUGUUUUCAAAAACAGAUCUUACAGAUCUGACAAAUCAUCUGGCCCCAAUCAAGGGCCAAGAUGCCAGUAAGAGAGUUUAUGGAUCUCCAUUGCCAAAAUCAAAUACAAGUAGAUCAUUGUCUCAAGUAUCAUUAGUAGGCAUUGAUGCCUACUUCCCUCAUACGUCCCCUAAAAGGCUUUCAACAGUGUUUGACUCGCAAGAAUUAAAUAAAGAGAAAAGCCAAAGCACUCAGCUUGCAUUUUCUAGAAGGAGGCUUUCCACUGUGUUGGCAUCUGAUGAAUCAAAUCAAGAGCCAAGUGAUCAGGUUGUCCCAAACAUGGAAACUCAAGCUACCACCAAAGCAUCUGUGGAGGCUGCAGUAACUCGCAAGAGUGGACCUUCGUGGCUUGUUACUGGAAUACCGGGGAUUAAAGAUCUACCAAUAGCAAAACCCAGAAAGAAGAAAACUGUUAAAGCUCUUGUGAGAAAGAAAGAUAGAGAAUGGCUGCUUCGUCAACUUAAAAACAUCGAAGAGGCAACUAAACAUGAAUUGACAAUUGAAGAAGCUUGA
This is a messenger RNA of Myiozetetes cayanensis, 663 nucleotides long. RefSeq names its product coiled-coil domain containing 201 (gene SYSRN). The transcript has 3 exons. Lineage: Eukaryota; Metazoa; Chordata; Aves; Passeriformes; Tyrannidae. The coding region runs from base 1 to 663 and encodes 220 amino acids. The record is from RefSeq and is a predicted model, not a curated record.